Lates calcarifer (barramundi perch) is the source of this 1197-nucleotide messenger RNA. It is a transcript of the gene asip1, whose product is annotated as agouti signaling protein 1. The record is from RefSeq and is a predicted model, not a curated record. The coding region runs from base 401 to 778 and encodes 125 amino acids. The transcript is spliced from 4 exons. Gene Ontology annotation, biological process: melanosome organization; positive regulation of melanin biosynthetic process; hormone-mediated signaling pathway. Gene Ontology annotation, molecular function: neuropeptide hormone activity; melanocortin receptor binding. NCBI's taxonomy places the organism in Eukaryota, Metazoa, Chordata, Actinopteri, Centropomidae. Gene Ontology annotation, cellular component: extracellular region.
CAGCAGGGCAAGGUACUUGUACUUAAACAGAGGUAAAAGAAGAAACGGAGGACAGGGGGAUAGAAGGUGGCUUGGAGCAAUUGAAAAGAGAGCGAGGGAAACAGAUGCGAGGGAACUAAGACAGCGACAGGGAAGAAGUGAAACAAGGCAGAAAAAGAAGAUACUUUGAGAAAAAAACCCACCAAAAUCAGAAGUGAAGUGUGGAAAAAGGGAGGGAGGAGAGGAAAGGAGAGUGGUGGUUUGUGGACCAAAGAGGCAGAGAAAUAAAGACGUGUAGCGAGAAAGAAGAAGGGGGGGGGUAAAGGAGAGCGGAGAGCGGCACGCUAUAGAAACAAGAGAAAGCGAGAAACUGAGAGCGUGACUGACUGACAGACAGCUGGCUCGGGAACCACAGAGAAAGAUGCAUGCCCUCCUGCUGCUUGGCUGCGUCAUCCUCGCCGCAACGGAGUACUUCCUCGGCUCUGCCCACAUGAUCCCCGAGGAGAGACUCUCCACCAAUAGGGUUGUAUCUAAUGCUCUGUCUCAAAGCCUAGAGAUAGGUACACCCCCUGUUGUUAUUGUUGAGUUACCCAAAACAGUGAAGAAGAACAAGAAAGCAAAGAAACAAAAAAAGAACAAAUUUGGUGUGAAGAAGCGCCCUCCUCCUCCUGCUGACUGCAUUCCCUUGUGGGGAAGCUGUAAAUCUCCAGGCAAUGUGUGCUGUGAUUUCUGUGCCUUCUGCCAGUGUCGGCUCUUCAGAACUGUCUGUUAUUGUCGAAUGGGCAACCCUCGCUGUUGAACAGCCAGCUGCAGCGCGACCCAGCUCCAAGCCAACAGAACAAAGCUUCAUGCUAAAGCAAAAACCACUGGAAGUGAGGUGAAUCACUUCUUGGUUUGGUCCUUGGUUUGUAACUUUGCCUAAAAUUCACUGCAUGAAAGCACUUUAUCACAGAGGACUGCACCACAGUGAACUUUCCUAAAAUCUUACAGGGUGUAAUGCUUGUAGCACUUCCAUGAAACUCACAAAUAAAAUGUUUAAAACAUUUUUUUAUUUUACUUUGAGCUUUAAGCAUGCAUACAUAGAAUAUAUUUGCUCAGUUUUGUAUAUUGCUAUAUUUUUUACACAUACAUACAUGAAUGUGCAGUAUCAUACUUAAAUGGGUAUCAAAUAUUUUUAAGAAGUCAUGUAAGAAUAAAGUCGCUGUGCUAUGUUUUCUA